CUGUUCUUUGAGGCGUCAGCAGCAUCUACAGCCGUCUUUUGCAGUUAUAGAUUGGACGGCAUUCCCCCCGCAAGUUUCUCAUGUGACACGGUUCAUCGCAGGUCGGGCAGACUGUAAGGGAGCAGUGGAGUAAGUGGACUGUGUGUGUAAUUCAUCAAAGCCUGAUCACGAGGGACCCACAACCACCAACCGUUUGUUAUCCUCUCAGCGCGACCUCAGAGCUCAUUAUUGCCGAUCAUUGACAAUAACCUCACACACACACACACACACACACACACACACACACACACACACACAUCAUUAACGACGCCCUCACUGACACCCCCCAUCGCUGGAAGUAUGUGGACGACUGCACCGUGGGCGUCCCAGUUUCCACCAAGAACCUGGACUACUCGCCACUACAAGCAAUUCUGGAGCGACUGCAGACGUGGACGGAGGAGAGCAGGAUGACCAUCAACCACAGCAAAACUGUGAUAAUGCAUUUCUGUACCUCCUCUGUACCAGUGCCCCCUCCCCAGCUCACAGUGGGCCCUCACCCCCUCAAGGUGGUCCGAUGUGCCAAGCUUCUCGGAGUCACGGUGGACGACCAGCUGACCUGGAAGCAGCAUGUCGCCAGCACUGUAAGAUCAGCUACCUACAGGCUGUACAUGCUGCGCAGACUCAGGUCGCUGGGGACGCCGACAGAUGAGUUAAGCGGGGUGUACCUCACCUUCAUCCUCCCCAAACUCAUGUACGCCUCCCCAGCGUGGUCCUCCUCCCUCACACACAUUCAACAGGUAAAGCUAGAGAGUGUGCAGAAAAGGGGGUGCAGGGUCAUCCUUGGCCCUGCCUACACCACCUAUGAAGAAACCCUGACCACCCUGAGUCUGUCCAGAAUAUCCACCAGGCACCGAGAGGCUCUGGAGAAGUUUGGAAGGGGACUACUACAUCACCCACGUCUCAGAAACAUGCUGCCGCCUGACGCGCCUCGCCCGGUCCGUGCCACCAGACACCACAACAAGAUAACGCCCCUAAAGGCGCCGCGCACGGACCGGUACAGACUCAGUACGAUUCCCACCAUGGUGCGAGCCAUCAAUCAAUAGUCCCUUUUAGAUUAGACUUACCUUUAUGAUU
Scylla paramamosain (green mud crab) is the source of this 1113-nucleotide messenger RNA. RefSeq lists its product as uncharacterized. Lineage: Eukaryota; Metazoa; Arthropoda; Malacostraca; Decapoda; Portunidae. The record is from RefSeq and is a predicted model, not a curated record. The transcript has 2 exons. Bases 447 to 1082 code for a protein of 211 amino acids.